This is a messenger RNA of Colletotrichum spaethianum, 366 nucleotides long. RefSeq names its product autophagy-related protein 8. The transcript has 3 exons. Gene Ontology annotation, biological process: macroautophagy; cellular response to nitrogen starvation. Gene Ontology annotation, molecular function: phosphatidylethanolamine binding. NCBI's taxonomy places the organism in Eukaryota, Fungi, Ascomycota, Sordariomycetes, Glomerellales, Glomerellaceae. Gene Ontology annotation, cellular component: fungal-type vacuole membrane; cytosol; autophagosome. The record is from RefSeq and is a predicted model, not a curated record. Bases 1 to 366 code for a protein of 121 amino acids.
AUGCGAUCCAAGUUCAAGGACGAGCACCCCUUUGAGAAGCGAAAGGCCGAGGCUGAGCGCAUCCGUCAGAAGUACUCUGACCGUAUUCCCGUUAUCUGCGAGAAGGUCGAGAAGUCCGACAUCGCUACUAUCGACAAGAAGAAGUACCUCGUCCCCGCGGACCUGACGGUCGGUCAGUUCGUCUACGUCAUCCGCAAGCGCAUCAAGCUCUCCCCGGAGAAGGCCAUCUUCAUCUUCGUCGAUGAGGUGCUGCCGCCCACUGCUGCUCUAAUGAGCAGCAUCUACGAGGAGCACAAGGACGAGGACGGUUUCCUCUACAUCACCUACUCCGGCGAGAACACCUUCGGCGGCUUCGAGACGGCUUAA